AUGUCCCGGAGCCCCGAGCUGAUGGACAAAUCCAUGAAGUGCCCCCUGUGCAUGGAGCUACUGGGGAUGGACGAUGUCAACUUCUUCCCCUGCACCUGCGGCUAUCAGAUCUGCUGCUUCUGCUGGCACCGCAUCCGCACCGACGAGAACGGGCUCUGCCCCGCCUGCGAAACGACUUACCCAGAAGACCCGGCAGCGUACAAGCCAGUGUCCCCAGAGGAGCUGCAGUGGAUAAAGUAUGAGAAGAAGCAGAAACAGAUGGAGCGCAAGCAGCAGAUGAAGGAGUACAGGAAGCACCUGGGCAGCGUGCGUGUGGUGCAGAGGAACCUGGUAUUCGUAGUGGGGCUGUCCCACAGACUGGCCGAUCCAGCGGUGCUGAAGAGGCCAGAAUAUUUCGGGAAGUUUGGGAAAAUCCAGAAAGUGGUCGUCCAAAAGGGCACAUCCCAGGCUGGUCCACAGGGUUCCGGUGCCUGUGCCUACGUCACAUACAUUCGUUCUGAAGACGCACUCCAGGCGAUACAGUGCCUGAACAAUGUUGUAGUGGACGGGAGGUCACUUAAGACCUCUUUAGGAAUGACAAAGUACUGCAGCUACUUCCUGGAAAGCAUGCAGUGCCCCAAGCCAGACUGCAUGUACCAGCACAAGCUGGUCAACGAGGCUGCCAGCUUCACUAAGGAGGCGAUGCAGGUGUUAAAGCUCCAGGAGUACGAGCAGAAGCUGCUGCAGGAACCGUUCAACAUGAACCCCAGCUUAUUACAGUUGUCUGCCAUGGGGGAGACCAAGAGCAAAUCAGGCUCUUCACAAAGGUGCUGCUCAUACCUGUCUGACCACACCCAUACCUGCAUCUGCCCCGCUCCCCUUACCUGCGCACACCUGUUUGACCACACCCAUAGCUGUCUGUCCACACCCAUACCUGCCUCUGCUCCACCCCUUAACUGCACACACCUGUCUGAACACAUCCAUCCCUACCUCUGCUCCACCCCUUACCAGCACGCACAGAGCACUGUGAGCUCUGUCGGGUUCUUCAGCCACCCUGACUGUCCCUCUGUGACUGUCCCUCUGUGA
Molecule: messenger RNA, 1065 nt
Organism: Conger conger (European conger)
Lineage: Eukaryota; Metazoa; Chordata; Actinopteri; Anguilliformes; Congridae
Product: CCR4-NOT transcription complex subunit 4-like
Exons: 6
Coding region: 1-1065 (354 amino acids)
Biological process (GO): protein ubiquitination
Cellular component (GO): CCR4-NOT complex
Molecular function (GO): ubiquitin-protein transferase activity; RNA binding
Source: RefSeq, a predicted model, not a curated record